Moesziomyces antarcticus is the source of this 630-nucleotide messenger RNA. RefSeq lists its product as uncharacterized. Bases 1 to 630 code for a protein of 209 amino acids. The record is from RefSeq and is a predicted model, not a curated record. The transcript is spliced from 4 exons. Lineage: Eukaryota; Fungi; Basidiomycota; Ustilaginomycetes; Ustilaginales; Ustilaginaceae.
AUGUCGACAAUAUCAAGCCAGAAUGCGCUCUCCAGCGUAGAGGCUGCACACACGGACGCUACAGAAAACGCGCGAUACUCUGCGCCGUCGUCAUCACGCGCAAAAUUCGACGCGGCACAGCUGCAGCCGCAGCUGACGAGCACGCUCAACUUGCGCCUGCGCCACGCCACGUGGGACAAGUCGGACAAGGAGCGCAACCGUGCACUCAGCCGAUCCAUCGCCGAACUCGUCAAGGCCAAGAUGCUCGGUGCGUUUGCUCUUUCCACGCCCACUGCCUCUUGCAGCUGCUUUACUGACCACGAGCUUGCAUUGCGACAGAGAUCGAGCCAAAAGGUAGCGCGUCCAAUCUCGACUUGGAGACAGCGUGGCACAUCAAGCUCACUCUCAUCUCUUUGUGCGGCAGGCUUCAAGUAUAUUGUGCAGGUGCAGCUCGUCGAGAAUCUCGGCCAGGGCGGAAGAGGUGAGUUGGAGCGUUGCAAGCCAGCCAUGUCGGCGCGUAGUUUGACUGACGCCUUGACUGCGCGCUUUGUGGGACGACCAGCCGACCUGGCGUGUCACUGGGAAGACAGCGACUCGGUGGUGCAAGAGAUGUACUCCAACAAGAUCGAGCUGGAUACGGGUAUGCAUUGA